Spinacia oleracea (spinach) is the source of this 578-nucleotide messenger RNA. Its product is annotated as mannosylglycoprotein endo-beta-mannosidase-like. The coding region runs from base 171 to 437 and encodes 88 amino acids. The record is from RefSeq and is a predicted model, not a curated record. The transcript has 2 exons. Lineage: Eukaryota; Viridiplantae; Streptophyta; Magnoliopsida; Caryophyllales; Amaranthaceae.
GACUGACGCAUGUAGAUUAAAAGGAAACAGAUCAUAUCAACUUAAUGUGAAUUUGAAUCUAUUGGCAAGAAUCUUGGAAACAGAUCAUAUCAACUCAAUGUGAAUUUGGAUUUAUUGGCAAGAAUCUUGGAAACAGAUCAUAUCAACUUAAUGGAAUUUUGGUUGUGUGUAUGAAGGGAGUGAGAUUCACAGUUCUUAUUAACAAGUAUACACCUGAAUACCUGAUAACUUCAAUGUCAAAGGGUAUGGACUAUGGAGAAUCUGAUAUGUGGAACCAUUUGUUUGGAUUUUGCAAAAUUGAGAACUAUAUUGACAGUGCUACUGGUGGGAGGUUGUUUAAAGGUAAUGGAGAACCUGUUUUUAUCCGUGGUGGUAAUUUGGAUAUUGUCAGAUGGUUUAUUGCGGCUUUCCAAGAAGCGAUAUCAAACAGACAUUAAGUUUCAUGCUGAUAUGAACUUGUUAAUUCUCCUCAAAAGUGUGUGAUCUUUCUCAUUUAUCAUCCCACUAUUUAUACAAAUUCUAAUGUAACAUAAACGUUACAAGCAAGUAGAUGUUACAGCCACAAAUUAAUGCAAAUG